This is a messenger RNA of Plodia interpunctella (Indianmeal moth), 4394 nucleotides long. It is a transcript of the gene RanBPM, whose product is annotated as Ran-binding protein M. The coding region runs from base 49 to 1815 and encodes 588 amino acids. The record is from RefSeq and is a predicted model, not a curated record. The transcript has 13 exons. Gene Ontology annotation, biological process: proteasome-mediated ubiquitin-dependent protein catabolic process. Gene Ontology annotation, cellular component: nucleus; cytoplasm. NCBI's taxonomy places the organism in Eukaryota, Metazoa, Arthropoda, Insecta, Lepidoptera, Pyralidae. Gene Ontology annotation, molecular function: protein binding.
CUACUGUGGAAGUGACGUCAGUGACAUGAAAUUGUUCAGAAAUUAGAAAUGGCUGCGCUAGGUAGUGGACGGGGGAUGAUGGAUUCCCAAAAUCAAGUGCAAAGUGAUACUGUAGAUCGUUUGAAAUUGCUUUAUCCUAAUGUUAAUGAAGAAGAAACACCUUUACCGAGAUCGUGGAGUACCAAGGACAAAUUUAGUUACAUUGGAUUGUCUCAAAAUAAUCUUCGAGUCCACUACAAAGGUGGGACGCAGGGUCCGGGCCGCCGACCCCACCUGCCCUACCUCCACUUACGCCUCUGGAUGUAUCGUCACGGCAAAACCCACAAGGAUGCGGCGAGCGUGCGCGCGACGCAUCCCAUCCCGGCGGCGUGCGGACUCUACUACUUCGAGGUGCGGAUCGUGUCCAAGGGCCGGGACGGGUACAUGGGCAUCGGGCUCUCGGCGCAUGGCGUCAACAUGAACAGACUGCCUGGUGAGCAAACUGGCUGGGACAAACAUUCAUACGGUUAUCACGGCGACGACGGGCACUCGUUCUGCUCGUCCGGCACCGGCCAGCCGUACGGGCCCACCUUCACCACCGGUGACGUCAUCGGCUGCGGCGUCAACCUCGUCGACAACACAUGCUUCUACACCAAGAAUGGCCACCAUUUAGGAAUAGCUUUCAGAGGACUACCACCGAACCUGUACCCGACCGUGGGGCUGCAGACGCCGGGCGAGGUGGUGGACGCCAACUUCGGACAGCAGCCGUUCGUGUUCGACAUCGAGGACAUGCUGCGCGAGCUGCGCGCGCGCACGCGCCAAGCCAUCGACGAGUUCCCGCUGCCCGACGGCCAGGGCCAGUGGCAGCAAGUCCUGCACAGAAUGGUGUCUACAUACUUAGUGCACCACGGCUACUGCAGCACCGCGCAGGCGUUCUCCCGCGCGACGUCGCAGCCAAUCACAGAAGACGUCGCUAGCAUCAAAAAUAGACAGAGAAUAUCAAAAUUGGUGCUAUCGGGUCGCAUCGGGGAAGCUAUAGAGUUAACUCGUAGACUGUAUCCAGGGUUGUUAGAAAGAGAUCACGACUUAUUGUUCCUACUCAAGUGUCGGCAGUUCGUCGAAAUGGUCAACGGGUCAGAUUCGGAGACGUGCGGCGGCGCGUGCUCGUGCGCGGCGGGACGCUGCCCCGCGCUGGCGCCGCCUCGUCUGUGUCCCGCCUCCGUCACCCCCACCCCUGCCACCGCCACCACCACCGCCUCCACCGCCUCCACCGCCUCCACCGCCGCCGCCAACGGCUGCGCGCCGCGCGCCAACGGCGUGUCGACGUCGAGUCCGCGCCGCGGCGACUGCGACGUGGACAUGUGCGCCGAGCCCGGCGCCGAGCCCAACGGCAACCACGCUGGUGUGGCGGUCGUGAAGGGCAUGCCCGGCGUCACCGCCAGCGUGGCCGCGCUGCUCGCCGACUAUCCAGAAGCGGAGGCCGGGUGCGGCGCGCGAGCGUCCGUGGAGCGAAUGCUCGCGUUCGGCCGCGAACUGUACGCGAUGUCACAGAAGCUGCAGCAGGAUCUCUACCACAAAUCUAUGUUGGAGGACGCGUUCAGCUUGCUGGCGUACAGCAACCCGUGGGAUAGCCCCGUGGGCUGGCAGCUGGAGCCCGUGCGCCGCGAGGCCGUCUGCGAGGCGCUCAACUCCGCCAUACUCGAAUCGACAGGCAUGCAGUGGAUAUCGCCGGUGGAGGCGAGCGUGUCGCACUCGCGCGAGUUGCUGCGCCGCAUGUCGCGCGCGGGGCUGGGCGCGUGCGCAUUCGCGGAUCUGCCCGCGCUGCUGCGCCGCUGACACCCAGUCUCCGUCCGCAUCCACCGCCACAAGAGGAGGCUCCGCUAACUCAUGCUGUAUGAUGCACCACAUUGCACACGAUUCCAGAUUCUAAUAUAUAUAUUGACAGUGCUCACAUGAUGUGAAUUUAUGGACGUUUUGAAUUAUCACAGAUAAUGUAGUGAAAUACAGAAUGUAUGUAUCGAGGUUGAAUAUAAAAAUUGAUGCGAUUCCAAAAUUAUGAAAAACCUGUGUAAACAUUAUUCGAUGAUAUAUAUAUAUAUAUAUAUAUAUAUAUAUAUACAUAUAUAUAUAUAUAUAUAUAUAUAUAUAUAUAUAUAUAUAUAUAUAUAUAUAUAUAUAUAUAUAUAUAUAUAUAUAUGUAUAUACACAUCUAUAUAUAGACUUUUUGUACGGCAAUAUUGGAUACUUAAUCGAUUUUAGAAGUAUAAUCGCUAAAGCAUCGCUAUUGAAUUUAUUCGGUGUUCAUUAUAAAGAAUGUAUGGAAAUUUAAAUUCACACAAAAUCUUCCACUGACAUGUGAAUGUUAAGAUUACAUGAAUAUGAAUGUUGAAACCAUAAAGAUUUGCGAAUAAUUGCAUUGAAUUUAAACGUCUGACUGACUAUGAUUAUAUAUGCCAAGAAAUAUGAUUUUAAAUACGAAUAAAAUCUUAAUGAAUAAAUAGAUUAUCAUCAAAACACGAUGUCAUAAAAACGUCCUAAAAAUGUAUCAAUAUACAUAAUAUUCUGGAAUUACUGAACCAACGAAAGAUACACAAAAAUUGGCUGCAACACACUGCCAAAUACAAACAUUUGAAGCACUUACAUUACCGUGGGACAACUCAGAGAGACAAACAAAUAAUAUUAGUGGGUGAAACUGUGAAUUUAACGAUCACUCGACGUGUGUAUUAUAACCAAAGUAAUGCUUAACAGCUGUGCUUUAUAUUAUAUCGCACGCAUAAUUGUUUAAAGGACGCGUUGUAUUUGAUUGCGUGUUCGAUAAGGAAGGAUCGUCGGACUUUUGUAUAUAAAGAUCUGUGGAACCGAUCAGCAAGAUUAACGCACACCUAUGCCUUAUGUGAGCGACUAGAGCGCCUCUAGCGGCGGCGGCCGGAACUCCAUGUGUCAAACUUCUAGAACGGUCUAAUGAUUUCUUUUAAAUGUGAUGUCCAUGAUUUUUUUUCCAAUCAAUCAAUUUGUUUUGUAUAAGUUUAUAAGUAAGACGUUUUUUACGGACGCCGCGCUAAGACCUUAGUUAAAGUGAGACAACGACCGAACGUUAGUGUGAAGUGGACUUACUUGCGUUGUGUAUAUGUAUGUCAGCGUAUGUUAUUGUAGUUAUAUUGGUAUAGAAAUAUAAAUAAUACUGUGUCGGGGACUCGGGGCACUGUCGUCGACCAAACAUUGUUUUUUAUAGUUUAUAACGCGUUAUAGAACAUAGACUUUAUUGCUAUGAUCAUAAAGUUUAAUUCCAAAUGCUGUUCCAAUAAUACGUAAUACUAGUUUAUUUGUCAUUGUCAUAACAGAGUAAAUUAAAAAAAAAAAACCGACAUAAUGUCAAAUUUGACAUUGACGUCAGAAUCGCAAAUUCUGGUUCGGUAUUGGCUGACGAGCUGUCAAAAGCUAAGACGUCACAUAUAAUGUGGUAAAAACAGCACUAAAUUUAAUCUUCUUUAUAUCGAUUUAAUUAUGAAAAAUAUAUUUAAAGUGUAGUAUAUUUCAAGUAACAUAUAAUUUCAAAGAUAUAGUGCCAUGCGCCACAUAAAUCGACGGACAGUGCCGCCGGAAUUAAUAUAUAGAGUAUAUGAUAUGUGAAUCGGAUUUUGCGAGUAGGGUUAUUAAGAGAUAUAAAGUGUUACCACUGCUUUUAGUGUUACCCGCGUCCCGCCAUCUGCUUGUACGAGUGAGGGCUGGUAACACCGCGCGGUCCACGGCCAACUUAUGUACGAACCGACUUGCGGAUAUAUAUAUUGAACUUUUUAUAUAUAAUUUUUUUUUUACAAUUUAUAACAGUGAGAAUUGAUUUUAACAUUUAUGUUUCGAUAUUGACAAACUAUAGAAAUGAAGUGAUAAAUUAUUUUGUUCCAAUAAUAUUGUUUCACAAAUAUUAUUACUCUAAUAUUUAAAAUAAAUUUUAGGUAAAAACUGUCUCAAUUCUUGAAUAUAAGAAUCAAUAAUUUCUCUUAUCGACCUUAUAAUCAAGCUUUUCUUUUUAGACAAAGUAUAUUAACACUUAAUUCGACACUUAAUGGUUGAAUUUUUUUAAGCGUGUUGUAUACGUAAGUCGGUCUGUGCGUAAUCGCGAGCGAGAAUGUUCGCCUAAUGCCAACAACGCCUACGAGCGUAAUCGGCGAUGAACUCGCAUUAACGAGAAUCGAAAAAUUAUCGAGUUUGAAUGGAGAAUUAAUUCAUAUGACAUUGAUUUAUCAAGUCUCAAUCAAUAUUAUAUCUUCUUCAGUCUCGAUCGAGGUAUCGAGUCUGAAUCGAUUAUGUAGCGAGUUCGUCGCCCGUGGUAGCGCUUGCUCUGUAAAGAUGAUUCUACAAUAUUGUUCUUAUAUUGUAUUGUUUUCUUUUUUAAUAAUAUAUUGUGUUUAAACUGC